GGGGCAGCUGCGCCCCGGUGCCCCCACACGCGCAUAAGCGCACGCGAGCGCCCCGAACCCUCGGCCCCGCGGGGUUCGGCCGCCAGAUUCCGACACAGCAGGGUCCCCGCGGCCGGAGCCACUCGGCGCGCAGCGCUGCGGCCCCUCGGCGCGCCCCGACCGCUGGUGCAGGGAGGACGCACAGCAGCGCCUGCCUCGGUGGCCGCGCUGGUUAGGUGGGAGCCGAAAGCCUUUCCCGGCGCCUAAGCCAUGGUGGCCAAACAGCGGAUCCGGAUGGCUAACGAGAAGCACAGCAAGAACAUCACCCAGCGGGGGAACGUCGCCAAAACGCUGAGGCCGCAAGAAGAAAAAUAUCCUGUUGGACCAUGGCUACUGGCCCUGUUUGUUUUUGUUGUCUGUGGCUCAGCUAUCUUUCAGAUCAUCCAGAGCAUACGGAUGGGCAUGUGAGAAGGCCCCGGGGUUUGCCACCACCUCCCUCCCUCCAGAGGCCAGAGGAGCACAUCAGCUCUGCACCGGGCAUCUGUGGGGAGCAAACAAGCCACAGAGAACAGAGGAACGUCUGAGUCUCCCUCAGCUGUGCCCUGUUCAUUUCAUGGUGGAUGUCAGAAGAAAUCAGUUGCCUUCUUACAGGACAUCUUGGUGCUCAAGCGGAAAGGACUCGUUGUCUGCAGCCAGUUUUUUUUCCCCUUGGUUUCUCUCAUGUUUGCAUGUGACUCUCUGAACAAUCACUGGUUUACUUCCUACGGAGCCAAUCUCUCCUCCACUGGGAGCUGGUUUUACAAAUAAAUGUCUUUGUUCAACCUUACACCAUAUGCAGGGCACGGUGAGAAAACCGGAGUGAAGAAAAGAUCAGAAUAGCUCAAGAGGGAUGGGGUUGGGGUAGGAGAACUUGAUGACCCCGUUGGAAGAGGGUUCGGGGAAUCUGUGGCUGGAAAACCAGAGCUAGAUUUACCCAGCGGGGCCUUGGCAAGCACUCGAGACCUUUGCCUGAAAGGAAGCCCCAGGCAGCCCCGGUGACCUUGGGUUUUCCUUUAUUUUUUUAAUUUUUUUUUUGUUUGUUUUUUUCUUUUUUGUAGUUGCUCUCUUUUUUUCAAUCCAGAAAGGGUGCCGCCAAUGUGCAUUCAAGUUUGAUUAGCUGGUUUGUCCUCUGUUAUCUGCCUCAGGGUUUGGGGUGCAGCAGACACCCCAGGCCUCUUUGGGGAAAUGGAUUCUGGGUGGGGCAGGAUCCUCCUUGCCUUGUGGUGGCAGUGGUGGGGGUAGGUGGGGAGCACAGUGCUGUUGACUGGAAACUUCCCUUUUCCUGGGCAGCCAACCCCACCCGUGUCUCUCAAAGUGUGGUGCACCUGCCCCAGCUUAUGGGGAGAGGACAGCAAGGUGGGGGGAGCGAGGGGCGCCGAUACCCCAGAAAAUGCAGAUUCUUGGGCUUCCCCUCAAGCCACAGAAUUGCUGCAAGUAGGGCUAAGAAGAAGUGCUUUCAACAAGUUCUCUGGGUGAGACUUCUGUACUCUAAAUUUUGAGAACCUCUGAUCCAGAUAAAGUCCAGCUAAGGAGGGAAAGAGGCUUUGUCCCAUUCCAGAAACAUGAUGGCAGCUGGAGCUUGCUCUUAGGCAGAGUCUAUCACAGCAGGGAGAGGGGCAAGUCUGAUAUCUGGACUUCUCAUAUUGGCAAACAAAGUUAUAGGUACAGCCACCCAGGUCACUGACUAAAGAAAGAUGGACUCCAUGCAACUUUAAACAUGUCUUUAUUUUCUAAAAAUUCUACCUUGUUCUUGGCAUUUUUUUUCCACUCAUUAUUGUGAGAGGUUUAAAAAAGAAAGCAGCAGAAGUAGAAACGGCUUCUCUCCACCACUUAAGAGGCUAUGUCAUAAGUGGCUGUAGUGGUUUGGAGCUGUAUGUAUCCCAGAAAAACGUUCUUAAAUCUAAUCCAUUCCUGUGGGUGUGACCCAUUGUACGUAGGACAUUUUGAUGAGGUUACUUCAGUUAAGGCGUGCCCCACCUCAGUCAAGAUGGGUCUUAAUCCUAUUACCGGAGUCUUUGAUUAGCAGAGUGAAAUCCAGACAGAGAGGGAGAAAGCCAGGGGAAGCAAGAAGCUGAAGGUCAGUGGACCCAGGAAAUGAAGGGAGAGGCCAGGAGAGGCCGCCAUGUGCAUUGCCAUGUGACAGAAGAGCCCGGGACCAAGGGUCGCCAGCAGCCAGCCCCAGAGCACCCAUCUUUGGGAAGUAAGCAUCGUCUUGAUGACACCUUGAUUUGGACCUGAUUUGGACUUCCCUGAACCUCAAAACCGUGAGCCAUUAAAUUUCCAUUAUUUAAGCCAACCAUUGCAUGGUAUUUGCUUGAGCAGCCAAGGAAACUAAAAGUGACUUACUUCAAAUCAGAAGAAGGGGGCUUUAUGUCAUCUAGAGACUUCCAUCCUGGACCCUUGAGUGAUGUUCCUCCAGACUUUUCCCUGAGCCUUGCAGUUCUCCUCCCAAAGCACCCCUCUACCCUCCCUUCCUCUGCUCUCUUGGCUUCCCACUGGGAAGAGUAAGGGAGCAGGGCUGCCUUAAAAUUAGCAGCCCCCAGCACCAUCUACCACCCAGUUCUCCCUCACUAUCCCCCCUUCUGCUCCCGUCCCCUCCCAAGCAGGGAGAAGACAUUCCCCCUAAGUGGAUGCUCAGUGAGCUGGUCCCACACUCUGCUGCCUC
This is a messenger RNA of Choloepus didactylus (southern two-toed sloth), 2683 nucleotides long. RefSeq names its product stress associated endoplasmic reticulum protein family member 2 (gene SERP2). Gene Ontology annotation, cellular component: endoplasmic reticulum. Lineage: Eukaryota; Metazoa; Chordata; Mammalia; Pilosa; Megalonychidae. Gene Ontology annotation, biological process: endoplasmic reticulum unfolded protein response. The transcript is spliced from 4 exons. The record is from RefSeq and is a predicted model, not a curated record. Bases 250 to 447 code for a protein of 65 amino acids.